Effrenium voratum is the source of this 1110-nucleotide messenger RNA. The record is from the annotation of a GenBank genome assembly. Lineage: Eukaryota; Dinophyceae; Suessiales; Symbiodiniaceae.
ACUGCGGGACGUGCCGGGUUUUGGAGGAAGCCUCCGGAAACGUCACGUCUGCCAUAACUUGGGGUAUGCCUGAGCUCCGACUCGGGCCAUGGAGGUGAUUAUUACAGGCGGGCAAGGCUUCCUGGGCCAGGAGCUCUGCAGGUACUUGCUCCGAAAGGGCGAGUUGACAGAUUCCUCGGGCCAGGUGCAGCCGAUUCAGAGGAUCACGCUGCUUGAUACGCAGCCCCCGCCAAGCACCAGCAUCCAAGACCCGAAGGUGUCGUCGGUCACCGGCGACGUGGCCUCGAUGGGCCCGCUGCCGGUUGGCCCAUUGUCGGUCUUCCACUUGGCGGGGGUCAUGAGCGGAGCCGCAGAGAAGGACUUCGACCUGGGUUUGCGUGUGAACCUCGAUGGCACCCGCAGCCUUCUGGAUGCCUGUCGAGCACGAGGAGCGCCGGCGCCCAAGUUCAUCUUCACCUCCUCCAUCGCGGUCUUCGGAGAGACCUACGGGGAUGGCGCCGUAGGUGACACGGACAAAGUUGUUCCCAAGAACACCUACGGAAUGACGAAGGCAUGCGGCGAGCUGCUGGUGAAUGACUACACCAGGAGAGGCUUCGUGGACGGGCGCACGGGGCGGCUGCCCUCGGUGGUGGUGCGGCCGGGGAAGCCCAACGCAGCCACCACGAGCUGCUACUCAGGCGUGAUCCGGGAACCUUUGCACGGCGUGGACGUGGCUUUGCCAGUGGCGAGGAAUUUGCCCCAUCCGGUCACCAGCACCAGGGCGCUGAUUGCGAACUUGGUGAUUUUGCACGACGCCACGUGGCCGAAGGAUCUGGUGGACCGCGCCUGCAACCUGCCGUCCCGGGUGUGCACUUUGCAGCAGCUGGUGGACGCGCUCUAUGAGGUGGUGCCGAGCUCGGAGCACGGGCGUCUGGGCAAGAUCUCGGACCAGGAGGACGAGUUCCUGUCCGGCGUGGUGCGCUCCAUGGGCUCCCACGUGCGGCACCAGCGCGCGGAGAUGCUGAGGAUGGUGGAAGUCCCGGCGCUGCCCGUGGUGGUGCAGGAGUUCCUCGAGGACUUCGGGGAGAAGACGGUGGUUUCGAACAAGCGCCAGCGAGUGGCGUGAGACAA